AUUUAUAGCAGUAACGUCCCCUUUCUGCUGGACAGCUGCUUACACCCGAACCCACACUCGCUGUCGUCUGCAUGACAUGGAAAUGUGUUUUUGUUAUAGUUGAUUGACAUUUGGUAACUUUUUGCUUCUUUGAUGGUCAGUUCCUCUUCUUUUGGUCAUUCUGAUGUGUAGAAAAAACCCUGGAUUUCACAAUGUAACUUUACCCUGACAUGUCGUGUUUUUCUGACGCCAGCUGUUAUAUGGAGGCUAAUUAUAGCGUCUCAGCGACGAGGAGGAAAGUCCUGUCAUUGUUAUUACCAGCUCGUACAGAGAAUCAAAGAUCAACAGGGAGUAAGCUGAGGAGAUCCCAGCCCCAGACCUAGGGGUUCUCAUCCAGCCAUGACUCGUCCUCCGCUGCUCUUCUUCUGCUUCUGGCUGGCUUUCCUCAUAACUGAUCAGGUCUUCUGCCUGCGAGUGCAUCUGGAAAUGUAUGAGGAUUCAUUGGACGAUCAGUACAUUGGAUGUCUGGACAAAAUGGAGUCCAUAGCUCCAGAAUUACUGAAGAAGGAACGAGAGUUGAGACCAGACCUGGAUGUCGCUUGGAAUACCUCAUCUGCAGCAUGGAAUGAAAAGAAAUCUUCUGUGGGACACCUUCCUGAUGGUUUUAAGGAUGAAUAUGGGGUUGCCUUAUUAUUAUAUACCUAUAUGGAUUUACCUUUGUACAAGGAAUUAAACAGAGGUGUCCGGGAAUAUGGACAACGUCCCGACUCCUUCAUGUUCCACUCAUGGCAUUUCUAUCUUACCAGAGCUCUCAGUUUGCUUCGAGCUGGCUGUGAUGGGAAUCCAUGGUCUACAUACAGAGGAACCAGUACGGUCCAGUUUGAGCCGCCAUCUGACCCUCAAGCUACUAUAAGACUUAGCCAGUUUUCUUCCAGCUCUGCUGAUAUCAAGCAGGCCCAGCAAUUUGGCCAAGCAUCAUUCUUCAAUAUUACCACGUGUUUCGGGGCAGAUAUAGAAAAAUUCUCACACUACCCAUCCCAGAAGGAGGUGCUCAUACCUGUCGAUGAAGUGUUUCAUGUCACCAAGUACAUUAAGGAGGGGAACAGGCUCAUCCUCAAGACCACUAAUAGGAGGUGCAGUUUUUACAACUGUGCCUACUUGGGGGGGAGCAAAAGGCGCAGCUGCAUCUAUAACUCAGCUCCAAGUACGGUGAAGUUCUAUGAAGCAGUGACUGUGCCCCUGCUGGUUGCUAUGUGUACUGCAAUCUUUUCAGUUACAAGAUGAAGCCACAGUUGGGAUACCUUGACCAUCAGUAGGAAGAUGUGAGAUCACGAGUGGUGGUCAGUAGUGGUCACCUGGGGAUGAUGGACUUUAAUCUGAAGGACACUUGAUGAUAGAGACUGAUCGAUAUCUGAGGAACAUGUCAACCAAUAUCCCCGCUUGUUUCCAAUUUGAUAAACUGAAUGUAUGGAGACGUGGAAAUGUAUUCAUGCCCUUAGGGGCGUAUUUACACAUCACAUUUUUUCGCAGGGUACGGUGUUCUUCAAGUACAUUUUCAGUCACGCAA
Molecule: messenger RNA, 1546 nt
Organism: Bufo gargarizans (Asiatic toad)
Lineage: Eukaryota; Metazoa; Chordata; Amphibia; Anura; Bufonidae
Product: ecto-ADP-ribosyltransferase 5-like
Exons: 5
Coding region: 379-1263 (294 amino acids)
Molecular function (GO): NAD+ poly-ADP-ribosyltransferase activity; NAD+-protein-arginine ADP-ribosyltransferase activity
Source: RefSeq, a predicted model, not a curated record